AAGAGAGAUGUUAAAGCAACCUGGUGUGCCUCCCUCACACCCUCCCGUUGUUUUACUACUCUUUCCACGUUCUUUCUUUGCCCUGACACCACUCUACCCUCCUCCUUUAGUCCUCCUUUUCUCCUCCCUCCAAAAGGGAGGAGUGGCAAACCUGAGAGUGUAGACAAACUCGGCAGCACAGAGCGGAGCACACAUACUCACACAUUCAGCUGUUCACCGCAGAGUGAACAUGAGGAUGCCAUCUGCUACAUCGGAUUCUCUGUUGGAAUCUUGAGAAUUGUUCACAAGUCAAAGGUCAAGACUCAUCCCUUAUGUGCAUGGUGUUUUCAGAAGGAAAACUGAAGAGACUGAAGAGUAGACUGAAGGAUUGGCAGGUCAGACCACCUCAGGACACAAGAGUGGGGCUUAAAAGAGAGCAGAACUUUGCCCCCUUCACAAACUUUAACCUCCCAACCCUUGUACGCCAGACUCCACCCCCUCCAGCCACAGCCACCAGCUGAAGCUUGACAUUCUCCAGUAAGCAGAAGACCUCACUUGGAGACAUUACAUCAAUCACACUGACAAGCUGUCUGACCCAUUCAAGGGUCACCGAAGGCAACAGCUGUCCUGAUGGAAGCUACAACCCUGGCUGAGAUGGGAGACUUGUGUCAUCCUCGGUCCUCCUCUCCAGAGGGAGAGACUGUGUGUGAAGCUUUAGCCCGUUAUGAAAACACUCUCCGUAGCGCCAUACGAGAGAUCCACGUUGAUGUCAGCUCUUUUAAGAUGACCAUGGAGCGUCGUCUGGAGGAGACAACCAGUCUGAGCAGGCCUCUUGGACGGGAGGUGGCUCAGCUUCAGCAAGAGAACCGAGAGCUCAGGGGUCAAUUAGAGGCUCUUACAAGACAGGUGGAGCUCCUAACGGGUCUGGCAUGUGACCGCAACACCCUGCUUUACCACAGCCACAACCUGAGUAACCACAGUGAGAACCACAAGAAUCAUGUUAACGACAUUCAGGAGAAUCAUCAGGAGAUAAAAGAAGUGAUCUACGGCAGGGGUCAGGCUCAAACUCACAGCCAUGGUCAACCUCAUCUCCACGUCCAGACAUAUCCCAGCUCUGCAUCUUCCCCUGCCACCUUCCCAGGCUCCCCCAGCAACACCAGUCCUCCCAAUGGUUCCAGAAUUUCCUCUAUGAUGACAAGCCCAGGGGCCAGUGGUAGUCCCUCCACCGCCCGAUUCUCCAGCCGAGCCACCUUUGCUCUGUCCAGCAAGACCAACAGUACUGAGCGGGAGGAAGCAAUAGAUGUGGAUCCAUCUCCGGCACAUGCUGAGCUUGAGAACGGGCAUGCUGCAAAUGCAGCGCAAUCGAUGUUGGUACACGGGAAGAUCUCUCCACCCAGUGAUUUCCAACAUGAGCACACAGCCCCAGUUGCCAUGCGGAAACAACACCUUCCCAUCACUGCCACCACUAAGACAGCUGAAAUCAAGAGCCCCGAGUCUCCCAGCAGCCCUGCAGGUUCCCGUUCAUCUCCCUUCCAGGAGGGGUCACCUCCCAGCCAGACAACAAGCAGCAUCCAGGCACAGCCAACAGCAGGAUCCCUGAUUCAGCCAGUGUCUUCUGUAAAGACAUGGACUCAUACACCAGUCAGAGUGUUGGGAUCUCCCCUACUUCAAGAGAAAGCAAAUUUACCUGCAGUCAAAUCUUUGACUUACUCGGGGCUGUCCCAGUCUGACAGAGAUGAAGAUAUAAGCAGGGACAAGUCCUUUGGGGUAGGAGGAGAGAAGAGACGGGAGCUGGUGAGGUCACAAACUCUUCCGCGUAACAUUGGUGCUCAGGUCCGGCGAUCAGUCCUCGAAAGACUGGACUCUGAAGCCCCUAACAACAGCCUCCACAAAUCAGUGGAUCCCAAACACAAACUGAAGCGGUCUCAGAGUUUUGGGGUGUCCAGCGCCAGCAGCAUCAAACAGAUUCUCCUUGAAUGGUGCCGUUCCAAGACCGUAGGGUAUCAGAACAUCGAUAUUCAGAACUUCUCGUCCAGUUGGAGCGAUGGGAUGGCGUUCUGUGCGCUGGUUCACUCCUUCUUCCCCGCCGAGUUUGAUUACAGCACUCUGUCACCAGCCAACCGCAAACACAACUUUGAACUCGCCUUUGGAACUGCAGAAGUGAAGGCUGGCUGCGACCGAUUGAUCGAGGUGGAGGACAUGAUGGUCAUGGGCCGUAAACCCGACCCCAUGUGUGUCUUCACCUAUGUCCAGUCUCUCUACAACCACCUGCGGAGGUUUGAGUGACGGUCUGAUCUCAGCUCUAACUUUAGACCUUCAGACUUCUUGCUGUCAAGUUCAUUGUUGACCUGGCCCAGACCAAGCUCUGGUAGAAGCAAUGCCACCUCCUGCUGGCAGUAUAAUCCCCACGGUGCCUUGCUCAUAGAUGGAGCUCUUACAGCUUGAACUACUGUUAGUGUUGGAGAAAAUGAAUUUUUACACAAAUUUUACAGCUGGUUUGUCACCCGCAGCUUUUUUUAAGGGACUUGGACUGUGUUUAUUUUUUAUUAUAAUUAUUGUCACUGUACUUGUUAGAAAAGAAGUGGAGAGAACGCAUGUUUCACAAAUAUCACCAAAAGAAAAAACUAUAGUUUGUUAUUGAUACUUUUCAGACUAGAAAAUGUUUGCUGUGAACCGUUUACUGACUGAAUUUUACAUCCUAAUGCUGUGAUAUCACUGAUGUGAUCCUGACAGAACAAAGACGAAAUCAAUAAACUGUGUUUGACACUUU
Messenger RNA from Thalassophryne amazonica, 2749 nucleotides. RefSeq names its product smoothelin, like (gene smtnl2). The transcript is spliced from 10 exons. The coding region runs from base 610 to 2265 and encodes 551 amino acids. Gene Ontology annotation, molecular function: protein binding. Lineage: Eukaryota; Metazoa; Chordata; Actinopteri; Batrachoidiformes; Batrachoididae. Gene Ontology annotation, cellular component: filamentous actin; microtubule organizing center. The record is from RefSeq and is a predicted model, not a curated record. Gene Ontology annotation, biological process: actin cytoskeleton organization.